This is a messenger RNA of Adelges cooleyi (spruce gall adelgid), 5385 nucleotides long. RefSeq names its product protein sprint (gene spri). The record is from RefSeq and is a predicted model, not a curated record. Gene Ontology annotation, cellular component: cytosol; endocytic vesicle. The coding region runs from base 800 to 4759 and encodes 1319 amino acids. Gene Ontology annotation, molecular function: guanyl-nucleotide exchange factor activity; small GTPase binding. The transcript has 17 exons. Gene Ontology annotation, biological process: vesicle-mediated transport; signal transduction. NCBI's taxonomy places the organism in Eukaryota, Metazoa, Arthropoda, Insecta, Hemiptera, Adelgidae.
CGACGUCUUGUCGUUUGAGCCUGUUGUAAAUGUGUGUUAUUUUUUUUUUUCAUACUUACUUUUCGGUGCUUUUGCGUUGGUUUUUUUGCCGCCAGUUUUCGGCCUGAUACGAGUGUUCGAACCGAACGCCGCAAAUGACGUCGCCUUGUGAAAAUGUAAAGUCGAAAAAUUCCGCCUCGAGGUCUAGUCUGAAAUAACGGUCACGGAUUAUGAUAAUAUUACCAACUGGUUUGACCGACUUCCAAAAGGGUAGUUUACAAUUUACCCGCAAAAGUGCGCGGUUGUCCCUCGCCCGUGCGACUUGAACCGUACUGACCACCAACCCAUAUGAAUGUAGCAAAGAACUAUAUUUUCCUCGACCCGUGGGUCUCCGAUAGUUAAAACGCGUAACAAACGCUUCAGCUAAAAACGGCCAAAAUUUGAGUACAUUGUUGUUAAUAAUAUAGUUUGGAAACAUAACGAAUAGAAACGCAUAAUAUUUUUUUCUAGUUAUCGUUGUGUAUGUAUUUUAUGACAACGGCGUGAUAAGACUCAAUCCCGGCGACCGUAAAAACCGUAGACGUUAUUUCAGCCUCGACCGCGUCGCCUUGUUAUCUUGUGGUCUUAACGUGAAAAGUACAUGUUAUUGUUUUUAAUGUGUUUGUCCGCGUGUGUUCAACAACAGAACCCAUGAAGGCGACGCUACAAUGUUGAUAACGCGGUAUACGUCUGUGCUUAUAAAGCCUAUAGGAAGUACCAUGGUGUCUCCCACGUACGUCCCUCCCCAUAGCUCUCUCCGUAGACAACGACCGCCGAAGAAAUGCCUUCGCCGAGCAUCGAACACCUGUGCAACGGCGCUACCACGUUUCUGUCGCCAACGUCCGAUCGCAGCUUGUUGACAUCUCUUAACCAUAGUCUGAGUUUUGUCAAACUUAACCGACGGUCCACGUCGCCGUCUUCGCUCAGACCGUUGAACUGCAGUCGUCGGUACGCUGAAAUUGGAAAGAAAAAACUUUUCUAUAGAGGCGACGCGUUUCUCGAAUCGUACAUUGACGGUCUGGCGAGGACCCAAGGACCUGUGGUCGGUGGUGGAACCACCGAAGACGAAGAUGCCGACGGCAACCUGAUCCGACCCAACGAGAAAAGAUUCCAGGACGACGGCGAUGAGUAUCCGGAUGGGCGUGACUUUAAACUCAUUAAUUUAUCGCAGGACGAAGACGACUACGAGUCGAGCAGCGGAUCCCUACGGUCCGGUUCCGGUGACGCGGCCAGCUGUGACAUAGGUCUUCUCGAACGGCUCAUACGAAGUCAUCCGAUAUGGUUCCUGCCGGGCAUACAAAGGGCCGGUGCUUUUCACUUGCUACAAGGCAAAGACGACGGGAAUUUUGUCGUGCGUCAAUCCAGCCAGACUGGUACCAUGGCUAUUUCAGUCCGUCUACCCAGCGGCAAAGGUCCGUACAUCGAACACUAUCUCAUACAAGCGACCUCGGACAACCGAUUGGCCUUGGAGAGUUCGGAUAACAAAUUCGACAGCAUCCCAAUGCUAAUCUCUCAUUACGCUCAGUGCUGUGACGAGUUACCCGUACAGCUAAUGUUACCAAAAGCCAUACAAGAAGCCAAAAACCGGCAACAACUCUCGUCUCUGGCUUUACUCGGUCAAGAAUUUUGGAGGUAUCCUAUGGCCAAUACGGGAUGUUCUCUGGCACUGGAGACGUCACCAAAUGACGAACCCACUAAAAGAACAUUAAACACAUCCAUUCCAAGUAGUGCUGCCAAUAGUCAAUCGAGUAGUCUCAGUAGUUUCAGCAGUGGCAAUAAUAACCAAGAAUCUGGCUUCGUAGACAAUCAGUUGUCCGUUGAAGAACUAUCGACUAGUCCGGUAGAGAGUACACAACAGUCAAAUGGGUUCUUAACGACUUUUAAAAACACCUUGAAAGACGGUACCCAUUCCUCUUCCGAUAACGUAUCUUCAGUUAUGACCGUCGGAAGCGGCAGAACUCGGCCGACCCCUCCCAACACGUUAAAUCUCAAGACCUCCAACAAUCCAUCUAUUGUGGAUUGCAUGGGUACUUCGCACGUGGCAAAAACGCCGCCGCCGCCUCCACCUCGCUGGGCAAAACCGGUGGCCGGUCAACAAAACUACACUGUAACGACCACUGUCACGUUAAGCCUACACAAAGAAACAACGCCGUCUCCGCUCAUCCAAGUGUCGUGUGGGCAAAUAUCAAAAUCCACCGACGACAGUGAAAUCAUGCCGGCAAUCAAGAGUCCUCCCGGGUCCGACAUAUUGUCUCCGAUCUCGGACACGGGCGGCGUGGUCCGUUGUCGCCGUACCAAACGAGACCGAAUCAAACAGUCGAGACACUACCGGGAGAGCGACAUACUGGAAUCGCCAAACGUUUACCACAGAAGUGCUUUUGCCGACAAGGCCAGCGAUUACGAAGACGUUUGGGGUCCCGAUUCGACUUUGUCCACGUUUAAGACCCCGGCGUCGUCGGCUCACAGCAACAGCGGCACUUACAACAAGUCUACCCCGGAAGUACUUGCCGACAUGCCACCCGACAUUCUGGAACAGACCCCCGGCGGUGUUCAGAACACUGCAAGGAAUACGUUAGCACUGGUUUUGCAAAACACUCAAGCGGCCGAUCUCCCGUCAAUCACCGACAGCACUACUAGCUUAUUGUCGCCUGGCACGCCAGAAACGAAAUCUCCUAGCCCCGAGGACGACCACCACGAAGCCAAGCAGGGCAGCCCGUUUUACGCAGAACCCGCCGACGCCAUAAAACAAGCCGCCUUCAUGAGGCGUAAAUCAAAACCGUCGACGUCAAAUUACCGAAACCGACAUUCGGAACCCAGUUUGCUCCAUCAGUGGCCGACGUUGGUCGGAUGCAAUCAAUUGCCUCGCAUAGACUCCAAACAGGAACUGAUAUCGCCCAGCGGUAACUACUCUACUAAUCAGGCCUUCUCGUCGUCGGUGGACAACAUACCGUUGUUGAGAAAUUCCAAAAGGGAUCCGCUGAAAACGGGUAAACCUGUGGAAACUCCACGGGUUGGCCCGCCGAAACGCGGCCAAGACGGCUCGUGGGCGGUAGAUUCCAGUUGGGAAUUCAUAGGAAAUGAAAACGAAAGCGCCGCCACCACUCCUUUGGACAACGGUCAACCGCCGGCUUGUGAUCAGCUGACAAGUGACCGUGUAAACGAAUCCGCCGGCCGCAAAGGUCCGACGAUACAGGACAUCAUUUUACAAAGGUUACCUCAUCUAAGCCUGUAUGUGAAAGAAUCGAGUCCCGCGGCUCGUACCAGUGACAACACUCAAUCAUCGCAAAACAGUCUCAACAAUAAUUCCUCCACUGACAACAUAAACAACAACUCGUUGAACCUAAGCUGUUUUAGCAACCUGUCUCUGAUGUCUCAAAACAGCGACGACGAUGCAAGAACCGAGUUCUCCGAACCAUGGGACAGCUCCAAAUGGGAACAUUUGCUACCCGUCUCUAAUAAAGGCCACGGCGCCAACAACAAUGUGAAACAAUUGGUUAAUCGCAACAAGAGUUUUUCGGAACGUUUGGAUCCACUUUUAGCAGCCCCCCGGAUCCAAGCACUAGCGCGAAGCCGUUUGAUGGCCCAAACUGGUACCGGUUCAUCGACUAGAGAAUAUGCCUUACAAUUGGCAGCCGACAAGACAACAGUGUUUGCUCAGUCCAUUGACAACUUUGUGUGUUGUACAGUCGAAUCGAAAGAAACCACUCCGACAGUAGUCAUGAGAAACGUUCGGCAAUUUAUGUCUGGCAUGAAAAACUACCUACUGAAACACGGAGAAAAAGAGUUUCAAAAAGUGGUCGAAAAAGAAAGGAGUCAGUUGAAACCUACAGAAUUUCUGAAUCUCGACGUUAUCUUAGAGGGUGUAAUGAACCGACUGGUGUUGAAAGAACUUCGGGAACACAUUUACAGUCUACUAGUUGACGAGUAUGUUAACAACGGUUCCAUACCGUCGAUGGUGGAGAAUAUUCACUACGCCAAAUCGAAAACCCUUCAGGAUUUUGCAGUUCGAGAGAAUUUGAAUCCACCCAAUGAGAACGACCUACAGAAAAUCUCGGAAUGCUUCAAGCGCUUACAGCAAGCGUUUUUGCCCUUGGAAAAACUCGAACAUCUUUUAUCAGCCAUGGCUCUCAUUUUCAAUGCUGUAAAGGUGCAGAACCGAAACGCCAACUCUUGCCUGGGCGCCGAUGAUUUCCUUCCGCUUUUGGUGUGGGUGUUGGUCCAAUGCAAUGUAUUGACGGCCGAAUUGGAAGCAGAAUACAUGUGGGGAUUGUUGCACCCGUCACUGAUACCCGGAGAGGGUGGAUAUUACUUGACGGCCUUAUGCGGAGCCGUUCACGUGUUAAAGAGCUACAAGUCGUCAAUGGAAGCCGGCACGGCCAAUGGUAUGAAGACACUCGGUUCCGAUAACACAUUGAGUUACGACCCACUGAGUGAACUCAAGUCUGUGCUCAAAGUGGUUGUGCCGGACGAGACCAACGGUUCUCUUCUCACCAAAACAUUACCCGUCAGGCCGCACAUGACUACACGCGAUGUAUGCAAAAUCAUUGCGCACAAACUCCGUAUAACAAAUCCACAGGACUAUUCUCUAUUCAAACUAGUCAACGGACAAGAGUUUUUACUUUUGGAAACCGAUUGUCCGCAAGACAUUAAGAGUACGACGACAGCGAGCGGCAACCACUGUUUGUUCGCAUACAAACGUAUCGACGCCAAAAUAGCUUGGCCUCAUUCGCCUUCUUCCUGAAGAAUAUUAUUGAAAGUAGCUUUAAAGUAUUUUUAAAUAACCAGUUUUUUCUCAUUUAUGUUUUCUUCGUCUAUUUUUAUUAAGGAUGUAUUUUAAUGCUAUAAUUGUGGAACAAUAUUUUAAUUUAAGAUUAAAUCCCUAACCCAUUGUGAACAAAAAUCUUGCGUCGACUUUAUUAUCCUAAAAGCUAGUCAUAAAAUUAGUGCAUAAGUCUACAUAAUUUCUUAAAAUGUAUGUAAAUAAUGUAGUGUGAAUUCAAAAUAACACACAUUAUUAUGAUUAUAUACAUAAAAUAUUAAUAUAUAUAUAUUUGUAUUUUAUUUUAUUUUUUGGACGUCAUAUAUUUUGUUUUUCAUACUGUGUCUAAAAAGAGAUUUUUUAAAGUAAUUUUUAAAUAUUUAUAAUUUUUUUUUUUAAGAAAUUUUAUUAUUAUGUUUUUAUAACUUAAUUGUUUCAAAUGAAAUCAUGAAACAGUUGGGCCAGUGACUGAUAAGCCCAACUAUGGUACUUGAACAUAAUUAUUUUGUUUUUAUUAAAUAUUGCAUUAAUCAUAGUUGAAAAGACUCUCGUAUCGUACUUUUAAUUUUGUUUUUGUACUUUAACUAGCAGCGUCUAAAAUAUAUUUU